Messenger RNA from Drosophila novamexicana, 3704 nucleotides. Its product is annotated as trichohyalin. NCBI's taxonomy places the organism in Eukaryota, Metazoa, Arthropoda, Insecta, Diptera, Drosophilidae. The transcript has 2 exons. The coding region runs from base 473 to 3487 and encodes 1004 amino acids. The record is from RefSeq and is a predicted model, not a curated record.
AUUAAAUUAUUUCUAUUUGCCCAGGAAUCAAGUGGUAUGGGAAUCAAUGGACUACCCUACACUGUCAUCAGUGACGUCACAGGCUCAGUUGGUCUAACUGAAUUUCAUUCAUAAAAUGCUUAGAUUGAAAACAGCCCUCACACAUUAGAACCACUUGAGCGGAGUUGGUGCUGAAGUCGUUCGCCUUGGCCAAAGCGCAGUGGUGCACAUGUGCGAUAAGCGAAAUUGAAUCAGUCAACGGGAAAUUGAGGUUCAUUUGGAAUACUGCGUCUCGAGCGCUGCGUGGGCGUUGCCGUGCAGAGUCCUGGCCUAAGCUUUUGGUAUAAAUAGACGGCAAGGCAACUGGAUAAGUCAUUCGAGCUUCGAGGCUUGCUGAAGUAACGGCUACCACAGAGACCACAUCAAUCCCGAGACCGGUGCCGAUAACCGUAGCUGUAAGACGCCUUCGCUUGGGAGUAACUACAAGGCCAGGAUGGCAGCUAACCCACAACGGCUCAGGCUUAACUUUCUUGUGCUCCUUCUCCAACUGGGCAGCUUGGACUUUGCCCAGGCCAACAACCAGGCAUGCAGCACUCGUCAGCAGCAGUGUCCUCUACAGCCACUGCAUCGAUUGAUGGAAGAUCGCCGAAGCGAGAUGGAUGAAUACGACGAACAUCUUGUUUAUAGACAACCAAGUGAGCGCAUCGAAAAGCUUGAGGAUCGCAGCAGACAAGACAAUCUGCAGACUGAAGGUUCUUAUCGGCGAGAGGAGAACGAGCUGUCACGACGGGAGGAGCGUGUACAGUUGGAUGCUCGUGAUGACCGUCGAAAGGAAUUUCAACGGGAGGAACGCACAAAUCUCCGAAGAGAAGAACGCGCCGAUUUUCGCCAAGAAGAACGUGAAGUUCUCCGAAGAGAAGAUCGCGCUGAUUUUCGCCAAGAUCGUGAAGAUCUCCGAAGAAAAGAACGCUCCGAUUUUCGCCAAGAAGAACGUGAAGAUCUCCAAAGAGAAGAACGCGCCGAUUUUCGUCAAGAAGAACGUGAAGACCUCCGAAGAGAAGAUCGCGCCGAUUUUCAUCAAGAAGAACGUGAAGACCUCCGAAGAGAAGAUCGCGCCGAUUUUCAUCAAGAAGAACGGGAACAUCUCAGAAGAGAAGAUCGCGCCGAUUUUGCCCGAGAAGAACGCAAUGAUCUCCGUAGAGAAGAACACGCCGAUUUUCGUCAAGAGCGCGAAGAUCUCCGAAGAGAAGAACGCGCCGAUUUUCGUCAAGAAGAACGCGGGGAUCUACGAAGAGAAGAACGUACCGAUUCUCGUCAAGAAGAACGCGAAGCUCUGCGAAGAGAUGAACGAGCCGAUUUUCGUCAAGUAGAGCGCGAUGAUAUCCGAAGACAAGAUCGAAGCAAUCUUCGUCAAGAAGUACGAGAUGCAUCCCGACGACAAGAGCGCGAAGAUGAAUUUGGUCGACGUGAGGAGCUUGAUGAUCGUAAAGUACAAUAUGAAAGCCGGCGUGAGGAACGAGAUGUAUCUCAAAGACAAGAGCGUGAAUAUGGGCAAUUAAAUCGACAAAAUGAAAGUUCUUUCCGCCUAGUGCGAGAAGAUCUUCAACAGUUAGAAACUCGAGUUGCACAAAGAAACGAUCGAUCCCUGCGGGAGGAGCGCGAGGCUAAUCAACAGAUGGACCGCGAUGAUCGUCGCCGUGAGAAAAGGGUUGGACGUGUCGAUACAGAGCGUAUGGAAAGGCGAGUGAGUCGGGAGGAGAUGCGACGAGUGGAGACUGACCCGAUUCGCCAAGAAAUUGAACGCCGUGAGAGUAAUACCAUUGACCUGAAAGUACGACGUACAGAUAUCUCUCGAAGUGAGGAUCCCCGAAAGGAGCAAACCGACGAUUUUACACGGCAGGACAGAGUUGAACGUUUGAAUACAGAACGUAUGGAAAGGCGAGUAAGUCGAGAGGAUAUGCGGCAGUCGGAACAUGAUGUAACGCACAGGCAGGAUCGGGAAAAUCGUGAGCGUAAUGUCAACGACAUGGAACGCAUCCAUCUCUCUCGACGUGAAGAACGUGAUGAUCGCCGUCGGGAGAAGCAAGAAGGUUUUCGACGGGAGGAACGUAAUGACCUCCUACGUGAAGAACGAGAUGUUUUCCGACGUGAGGAACGAGAUGUAUUUCGAAGACAGAAGCGAGAUGAACGCGAUCAUGUAAAUACUGAGCAACUGGAAAGGCGAAUGGAUCGAGACGGUAUGCGACGGAAGGAAACCGAACUGACGCGAAGGCAGGAAAGAGAAAACAGGUUGGAUUCUCGCUAUGGUGAUGAAAUUAAUCGGGUUGAAGUUCGAAGGGAAAAGCUAUCUCGCCGUGAGGAACGAGACGAUCUACGACGUGAGGAACGAGCUGUCUUGUCUCGAAGACAAGAUCGUGAAGAUAGUGAUACUAUUCGUCAUACUAUUUACACAGAAGUGCGGCGAGAUGAUUUCUCUCCACGUGAGGAGCGUGAUGAUCGCCGACGGGAGGAACACGACGAUCUCCGACACACAAGCCGAGGGCAAGAGCGUGUGGAUGUGGAGCAACAUGAGGUGCGAGUAAAUCGAAGAGAGAAUGUGCUGACACGACGACAGGAACGAGAUGAGCUCAAUAGGUUCGAUACUCGUAGCCGUUUAGACAUACGACAAGAACAGCUUUCCCGACGUGAAGAACGUGAUGAUCACAGACGAGAGGAUGGAGACGCUAACCGACAGGUGGAACAAGAGGAACGUGUCGACGCGGAACGCACGGAAAGGCGUGUGAGUCGUGAAGCCAUGCGACGAAUGAAGGACGACCUAGCAGAAACACAGGAACAGGAAAAUCGGGAGCGUAAUGCAAAGGACAUCGAAGCACGGCGCGGCGAUCUCUCCCGUCGUGAGCAGCGCGAUGAUCGCCGACAGGAUGAGCGCGACCAUCUCCGACGUGAGGAGCGUGACAACCUUCUACGAAGGGAACGUGUGGAUGCGGAGCGCAUAGAGAGGCGAGAUAAUCGAGAGGAGAAAUAUAUGACACGAAGGCAGGAACGAGUCAAUCGUCAGCCCAAUGCCAAUGACGAGCAAACCCGGCGCAACCAUCUUCGACGCGAAGAGCGUGAAAUAUCGGAAAGACAAGAGCGGGACGCCGAUCUCUCUCGCCAGGGAGGACGCGCUGAUCUGCGUCAAAAUAGUCUCAACCGAGAACAACGCGUUAGCCUCCGACAAGAGGUGCGUGAUAAGCUUAUUAGUCGUGAAAAUCUGGAAGACAGCAGGCUGAGUGCCCAACGACGACAGGAACGAGACCUUUCUGAACUGUAUCUAAAAAAGAAUCGGGAAAACAAGAAGCCUAGCAUCUGGAUAAGCAACAACUACACCAAGCAAGGACUCUUGAUAACUGGCCAAGCGCUGAUAUUGCUAGUGCUGUAUUCCAAGUUGACCAGCCAUAAGGGACAGCAUCUUGGAAACCGGCUGGCUGAACAUAUCCAGGGCUUUCUGCAUCCCGUGGAAUGUUAAGAUACUAAACGAAGGCUUUACGAUAAACCUGAUAUACUGAAACGCAUAAAGUACCUAGGCACCCUAUGUCCCCCAAUACCGUACAACCUAAUGAGCAACGAGUUUAAGGCCGAGAGUGGAUCUGAGAUGUAUCUGUAAACGCAUUGUACAAUUUAUUCCAACUGUUACUGAAACUGUAAUCUACACUGAACUACAAACAAAUAUAAGUUAUACAUAG